Messenger RNA from Phaedon cochleariae (mustard beetle), 1370 nucleotides. The record is from the annotation of a GenBank genome assembly. Lineage: Eukaryota; Metazoa; Arthropoda; Insecta; Coleoptera; Chrysomelidae.
AUGAUGGAGGACCCGACGCAAGUGUUGUUCACCGAACUGCCCGUGCCGCUGUUGUCCACGGCGGCUCUUCUCAGGCACCACCACCACACCAGGUACCAACCAUACCACCUGCCACACCAAACGCACCGUUUCCACAUCCAGCAGUUCGUGCAGCCCCACAGGACCUAUGAGGAAGAAGAAACGGACCAUGGCAAAACGCACAUCUCUUGUCUCUACCCGGAGAUCUUGGCCAUCAUCUUCGGGCACCUAGAGGUGCGAGAUAAGGGGCGAGUUGCUCAGGUGUGCACCACCUGGAGGGACGCGGCGUACCAUAAGAGCGUUUGGAGGGGGGUGGAGGCUAAACUACACCUGAGGAGGGCGAACCCUUCGCUGUUCGCGUCUUUGGUGCGACGGGGGAUCAAGAGGGUGCAGGUGCUGUCGCUGAGGAGGUCGCUGCGAGACGUCAUUCAAGGCAUACCCAACCUCGAGUCCCUGAACCUGAGCGGCUGCUACAACGUCGCCGACAUCGGCAUCUCGCACGCCUUCGUCUCGGACUGCCCCUCCCUGACGCAGCUCAACCUCUCCCUGUGCAAGCAGGUCACCGACAACUCCCUGAGCCGCAUCGCGCAGUACCUGAAGAACCUCGAGGUGCUCGAGCUGGGCGGCUGCUGCAACGUCACCAACACCGGCCUGGUGCUGAUCGCCUGGGGGCUCAAGAAGCUCAAGCGGCUGAACUUGAGGUCGUGCUGGCACGUCAGCGACCAGGGCAUCGGGCAUUUGGCCCUGGGGAACCAGUCUUUGGAGUAUCUAGGCCUCCAAGACUGCCAGCGCUUGUCCGACGAGGCCCUCAAGCACGCUACCGGCCUCACCUCCCUCAAGUCCAUCAACCUCAGCUUCUGCAUCAGCAUCACCGACUCCGGCCUCAAGCACCUCGCCAAGAUGGCCAACCUGCGCGAGCUCAACCUGCGCAGCUGCGACAACAUCAGCGACCUCGGCAUGGCCUACUUGGCCGAAGGCGGCAGCCGCAUCAGCUGCCUCGACGUCAGCUUCUGCGACAAGAUCGGGGAUCAGGCGCUGACGCACAUCAGCCAGGGGCUGUUUAACUUGCGAAGCUUGUCGCUGAGCGCCUGCCAAAUAUCUGACGACGGUCUGGCCAAGGUGGCCGAAACGCUGCACGACCUCGAGACCCUCAACAUAGGACAGUGCAGCAGGGUGACCGACAAAGGAUUAACGACCGUGGCCGAGUCGCUGACGAGGCUCAAGUGCAUAGACUUGUACGGGUGCACGAAGAUCACCACGGUGGGUCUGGAGAAGAUCAUGAAGCUGCCGCAGCUGAGCGUGCUGAACUUGGGACUGUGGCACGUGAGGUGAAACGAGUGAUGUUUAGAUAG